AUGGCUUCGCGAUCGCUGGCCCAGGUUGGUCGGUCGGCCACGGCUCGCCUGUUAAAAUCUAAUCUGCAGAGGAUUGUACUUCCAGCUGCUGCUGCCAGUGUGCGCCACAGCUCGAACACCGUCGAUAAGAGAGGGGUUCAUUCUUCCGUCGUGGCUCAGGCGCAAGCUCAGGCUGACAAGGGUAUCUCGAAAACUGCCACUGCUUCCGGAUCAAAAGGAAGAAUAGUCGCUGUUAUUGGUGCUGUUGUCGACGUCCAGUUCGAAGAGAACCUGCCUCCAAUCCUUAAUGGUCUCGAAGUCACAGGCCGCUCCCCACGGCUCAUUCUCGAAGUCUCUCAACAUCUAGGAGACAAUGUUGUCCGUUGCAUUGCUAUGGACGGAACUGAGGGACUUGUCCGUGGUCAAGAAGUUGUUGAUACCGGAGAUCCAAUCAUGAUUCCUGUCGGUCCUGAGACUCUCGGCCGCAUUAUGAAUGUCAUCGGCGAGCCAAUUGACGAACGAGGCCCUAUCAACGCGAAGCACCGCGCCCCUAUCCACGCUGAAGCACCCGAGUUCGUCGAAAUGUCCGUCGAGCAAGAGAUUCUAGUAACUGGAAUCAAGGUCGUCGACCUGCUCGCACCUUACGCGAAAGGAGGAAAGAUUGGUCUUUUCGGUGGUGCCGGAGUAGGAAAGACUGUGCUUAUUAUGGAGCUGAUUAACAACGUCGCCAAGGCCCACGGAGGUUACUCUGUGUUCGCAGGAGUCGGAGAACGAACUCGUGAGGGUAAUGACUUGUACCAUGAGAUGAUUGAAGGAGGUGUUAUUGAUCUGAAGGGAAAAAACUCAAAGGUAUCAUUGGUGUACGGUCAGAUGAACGAGCCUCCAGGUGCCCGUGCUCGUGUGUGCUUAACUGGAUUGAGUGUUGCCGAAUACUUCCGUGACAAAGAAGGACAAGAUGAUGCUGCUCUGUUCAUUGACAACAUUUUCCGUUUCACACAAGCCGGUUCAGAAGUGUCUGCUCUUCUCGGACGUAUUCCAGUCUGCUGGUAG
Molecule: messenger RNA, 1029 nt
Organism: Ostertagia ostertagi
Lineage: Eukaryota; Metazoa; Nematoda; Chromadorea; Rhabditida; Trichostrongylidae
Source: the annotation of a GenBank genome assembly